AUGAGUGGCGAGUGGAAGCUGUGGAGGCCUGUAUUUAAUUACAGACAAUUAAUGUAUUUAUUAUUCGUACUACGAGUACGAGAAGAAGAGGGAUGUCUCACGGAAUCUCCAGAGAGUAGCAGAGGGAAUCCUUACCGGGAUUUUACAUCGAGCAACCAGGUGAUGACCGGAUGCUCUACGAGGUCUCAACCUGAAGAAACGAGAGAAGAAGCUGACGACAAAACUGAACAAUUUGUUAAUAUUCUUUUAAACGAGCUCAAAAGUGAUGAGGAAGACAAAGGCUUGCAGGAGGAGCUCCUUCAGCUGGUGGAGAUAUUGACCAUUAAUUCUGAAGUCUAUCUCAAACAGAGUCAAGACGAGAAAUCGAUCCUUGGGGCUCUGGGCCAGCUUAGGGUCUUGAUAAGGACUUCGACGACUUCGAUGACUUCUGUUCCGAAGCCUCUGAAGUACCUACGAGAGCACUACGAUACCCUGAAGGAGGCAUACUCCAGAGUCUCCAGGAAGGAGAUUAAAUCCAGGUUCGCAGACAUCCUCAGUGUCCUGGCCAUAGCUGGGACGAACACCGGAGUCAGGGAUUGUCUUCGAUUUUGUCUCGAUGGAACCAUGCGUGACCCUGGAGACUGGGGUCAUGAGUACGUUCGACAACUGGAAACUGAAAUAGUCGAAGAAUGGUCCAAUACACCUAUGAAAUUCGAACAGGAGAUGAGGAAGCAAUUGCUACCGCUGGUUAAAAGCAUCGUAAGGUUCGACAUGAAGCACAAUGCUGAGAUCCAAGCCUGCGACCUUUGCCAGGAGAUCGAUGAAUUGGACCUCAUCGGAGAGCAAUUAGACUCGAACAACUUCCUCAAGAUCUGUCAAUACCUCAUGAACUGCGCCUACUACAGCGAGGAGAUGGAACAGCGUCAGAUCUUGGAAACCGUUGCUGAGCAGUUCUUGAGGUUUAAUGAGUAUUGUCAGGCGACUUUGGUGGCUCUUCAGCUGAAAGAUUCUAAUCUAAUUCACAAAUGCCUCACCGAGUGUCCAGAUCCCCUCAUAAGGAAACAACUGGCGUACCUAUUAGCCAGGCAACAGGACCAACCUCUAAAAAAAGAAUAUAAUGGUGAGGAUGAAGAGGACAUCGUAGCAAUUCUUAGCAACGCUCAUGUAAGUGACCACUUCCGCAUGCUAGCCAGGGAGCUGGACAUUUUGGAGCCGAAGCUUCCAGAGGACAUCUACAAGACUUGGGCUGAGACCGGAGUGUACAGACGUCCUGAGCACGAUUCAGCUCGCGUGAAUCUCGCUGCCAGUUUUGUUACCGGUUUCGUUCAUGCUGGUUUUGGGCAAGACAAGCUUAUGGCGAACACCGAAGAGUGUUGGGUGUACAAAAAUAAGGAUCAUGGAAUGAUGUCAGCUACUGCUUCUCUCGGUCUGAUACAUCUCUGGGAUGUGGACGGAGGACUGGACCCUAUCGACAAGUAUCUGUAUACCAACGAGGAUUUUAUCAAAUCCGGAGCACUAUUGGCAAUAGGUUUAGUAAACUGUGGAGUCCGCAAUGAGUGCGAUCCUGCUUUGGCACUUCUCAGCGAUCAUGUUCUAUCGAAGAGUCUGACUCUUCGAGUGGGAGCUCUUCUGGGUCUCGGUUUGGCUUACGCAGGAUCGAGGAGGAAAGAUGUCAACGAACUGCUGACAGCUGCCUUGACGGAUGAGCAAAGUUCCAUGGAGGUUAUGUCAGUUGCAGCCAUCGCUUUGGGUCUCGUGAACGUUGGGUCCGAAGACUCCGAAGUGUCUUCUACGAUCCUGCAGAAAUUAUUAGAACUGACGCCUCAAGAACUGAUGGUAACUCAGAGCAGGUUUUUACCUUUGGCCCUGGGAAUGGUCUAUAUGGGAUGUCGAGACUCGAUAGAAACUCCUUCCGCAGCCUUGGAAGUUCUACCGGAGCCCUACAAACUUGCUUCACAAACCAUGUUGCAGGUUUGUUCAUACGCCGGAACAGGCGACGUCCUGAUCGUCCAGGAACUGUUACGAAUCUGUUCCGAACCCUACGAAGGAGACAGCAGAUCUAAUUUAAUGGAAACCAUCUCCAUGACAGGAUGCUGCAACCUUCGACCCCAAAUCUCUACUUCGUCCUCAGUUCCUCAGCUCCCCGAUAAAUCCAAAUCCAAGACCUCCACGAAGGACGAGGACAUCGGUCUGUCCCAAGCAAUAGCAUCUCUAGGAGUCGGAGUGGUUGGCUUCGGAGAGGGCAAAGAAAAUUCCAGGAUCUUCGGUCAGAUUGGCAGGUACGGUUCAACUCCUGCGAGGAGAGCCAUGCCUUUAUCGUUGGCUCUGUCGUCACUUUCUGAUCCUGAUCCUGCCAUUUUGGACGUCCUGAAUAAAUACAGCCACGAUAGCGACGUUAACGUCGCUGAUAACGCCAUCCUGGCCCUGGGUUUAGUCGGUGCUGGAUCGAAUAACGCUCGUUUAGCAACAAUGUUGAGACAGCUCGCCGCAUAUCACGCAAAAAAUCCUGCACACCUAUUCCUGAUCAGGAUCUCCCAGGGCCUGGUGCACCUGGGAAAGGGAACAAUUUCCUUGCGUCCUCUGCAUUAUGCAUCCAAGGUCCCGGACCAGGCAGGACUGGCAGGCAUCCUGGUGGUCCUGGUGUCCUGUCUGGACUGCCGAGGCCUGAUCCUGGGGAAGUCUCACUAUCUACUAUAUUGUCUAACCCUGGCGAUGGAACCCAGAUGGCUGGUGACCCUGGACGAGAAUCUGAACGCGAUUCCUGUCUCGGUGAGGGUUGGUCAACCGGUGGACACCACUGGAAAAGCUGGAUGUCCGAAAACGAUCGCAGGAGGUCAAGUUCACUCCACUCCUGUGCUUUUAACUUCCGGGGAAAGAGCAGAGCUGGUCGGUGACCAGCACGAGGCUCUUUCCAGUGUCCUGGAAGGAUUCGUCAUCCUGAAGGAGAAGGUCUGAAAGACCCUUUAGGAUAUUGAACCGUUGAAUGACUAUUUUACAAUUGGGGAUUUAAUAAGAAACGGCGGUGGGUGUCUGAAAACGAUCGCAGAAGGUUGAGGUGAAGUGAAAGACGUCGAAAGACUUGGUCGACGUCGGUAAGAGAGAUUCUUCUAAAUACCUGCGUUGCCGACGUUCGUAUUCAUAUCGUCAGCCGUGUCGAAUUAUAUCGGGUAUUGUACUAAAUGGCAUACUCCAUAUGUCCUUUCCGCACAGUAAUUAUAAAGAGAUCGAAGCCCUAAUUAACUGCAGUGUCACCCUGCGCCAUCUGUAUUCUCUUUAAAGAAUUAAUAGGCAAUAAGGGAUUUAAGAGGCGUCGAGAGAAACGGUAUUGUUCC
Molecule: messenger RNA, 3311 nt
Organism: Orussus abietinus
Lineage: Eukaryota; Metazoa; Arthropoda; Insecta; Hymenoptera; Orussidae
Product: 26S proteasome non-ATPase regulatory subunit 2
Exons: 16
Coding region: 1-2934 (977 amino acids)
Biological process (GO): proteasome-mediated ubiquitin-dependent protein catabolic process; regulation of protein catabolic process
Cellular component (GO): proteasome regulatory particle, base subcomplex; proteasome complex; proteasome storage granule
Molecular function (GO): enzyme regulator activity
Source: RefSeq, a predicted model, not a curated record